Messenger RNA from Drosophila kikkawai, 1715 nucleotides. RefSeq names its product DNA primase subunit 2 (gene Prim2). Lineage: Eukaryota; Metazoa; Arthropoda; Insecta; Diptera; Drosophilidae. Gene Ontology annotation, biological process: DNA replication, synthesis of primer; DNA replication initiation. The record is from RefSeq and is a predicted model, not a curated record. Gene Ontology annotation, cellular component: alpha DNA polymerase:primase complex.
AUAGCUUCACAUUUACGCGCGAAAACAGCAAAACAAUAAUAAAAUAAGUAUCAUUUUACGGCGGCACAAUGGAAUUUCACCUGAAGAAACGUCCCCGGCACGAUGUCAAGGUCGAGGUUGUCAGCCUGGAAAGCAAGUAUCCGCACAAUGUGAUGCUGUACCACUAUCCGCCGACCGACGACGUGCACAUUGAGGAGUUCGAGGAGCUGGCCCUGGAGCGCCUGCGGCUACUGCGUGUUCUGGAUCGUGCCUUCACCAAGAAUCUUCGUCUGCUCUCCGACGAGUGGAAGGAGUACGUGAACGCGGAGCUGACUCGCGAGGGAUUGCGCAGCUAUCUGAGACUGUGCUCCGCCGGUGGCAGCAAGCACGAGUCCGACAUUCAGACGCGGCGGCGGGAUUACCUGUCCCACUUCAUCCUCCGGUUGGCCUACUGUCGCUCCGAGGACCUGACACGCUGGUUCGUGGCCCGGGAAAUGGAGCUGUUUCGGUACAAAUUUGCGGCGCUCAGCAGCUCUGAGGUGAAGCAGUUCCUGGAGUCGAACGGCUUCGAGAUUCAUCCGCUGACCGAGGCGCAGAAGGAUGAGGUCAAGGAUGGUCUGUACGAGAGCACGGCUGGCCAGAGUGUCUCCAAGAUCGAGUUGCUGGACUUCUACAAGGUGCCCUUCACUGAUGUUCUGGAUUUGGUGCGCGGACGACGCUGUUACCUGAAGGCAGGCUUUGCCUACGUAAACACCCUUGAUCUGGUAUCCAUAGUGGGUACCCGACAGCAGGAGGAGAUCGAGCAGGGCCUGCAGGCAGCCAAGGGUCUGGUAGAGGAGGUCGAGGGCGACGAGCGCAUUUCGCGCAUGCUAAAGGCCCUGCACAACUCGUACACCGGCAAGGACUACACUGUGUGCCGUGAUGCAGCGAUUCCCAUUGAAUCCCUCGACCAGCUCUCCAAGACCUCCAUGCCGCUGUGUAUGCGGAUGUGUCACGAGCACAUACGCGCCCAGCACCACGUCAAACACGGUGGUCGGAUGCAGUACGGCCUGUUCCUCAAGGGGAUCGGGGUAACGCUGGAGGAUUCCUUGCGUUUCUGGCGCGAGGAGUUCACCAAGAAAAUGGACGCGGACAAGUUUGCGCGCAGCUACGAGUACAACAUCUACCACAACUAUGGAAAGAAGGGUUCCAUGGUGAACUACACGCCCUACUCCUGCGCCAAGAUCAUCAAGGAAAUGGCAGCGCCUGGGGAUUGCCACGGCUGUCCCUACAAAUCCAUGGAUCCGAGUUCCCUGAAAACGAAGAUGGCGUCCUAUGGCCUGUCCGCCAGUGCCAUUGACGAGGUUAUGUUCUUUGUAUCCCGCGGUCACUAUCAGAUCGGCUGCGGCAAGUACUUCCAGCUCACCCACAGCGCCAGCGUUGAGCCGACCAUUAACCAUCCGAAUCAUUACUUUGAGGAGAGCCAGAUUUUGAUGGGAAACCGACAGAAGCGGACCACAAACGGACCCGCACCGCCUAAGGCUCGCGUCCGGCCGGACAUCAAGGGCUGUGCAGACCGCUCCAUGCUGAUGGGAGACGACGACGACGAGCUGUGGCGCAUUGCCGAGACCCAAGAGAGGGCCAUGCAGAGCCAAAAGGCUAUAUCGGAGGCCUUUGAUGAUGAUUUGGAUCUAACAGAAAUUGAAUAUUAAGUGCAGUACAAAGUAAUCUAAAAUAAAAUAUAUUAUAAGUAUGAA